AUGGCGACUUGGGCAUAUCCCCCACUACCCGCAGAGCAGGUCAAUCAUGAGGCGGACGUUGUGCUGGCCCAAGAGCUCGAGUGGCUCUUGCAUUCGCUGCAGGAUUCACUCGUCUCAUUGAAGGAAGGUCUCCAAGAAUGUGCAGCCCUACUAGCUCCCCAAGAACCGGGUUCAACCUUAGUGCUGUCCUCGCUGCGGUCGGAAAAUGUGAAAGGCUUCGUGACUAGAGUCGGCACCAAGGUCGUCAAGGGGGAUAUUCAACUUCGUCUUGCAUCGCUCCCUCAUCCUCGGGGCUCUCCCAGCACCCGACUGAACUUAUCACAGUCCCCCGAAGCCCCGGAUUUUGUAAUUCAACAGCUAGUGUCAGUCCGAGAUCUGGUGGCCCAGAGUCUGGAUAUUGUGGAUGUGAGCACGUGGACAGGCGAUCCCCUCAAUGCAGGCUUCAUCUUCAGCCAACUACAUCUUCUGCUCGAAACGAUCAGGGAGGCUCGACAAAUGUUGAAAGGGGAAGGGGAUGAGACGCGCGGCAAAUGGUGGCAGACCAGCGCUUCUGAAAAUAUGUUUGACCCUCCGCUGCCACCACAUCUUUCCUUCCAUCUCUCCAUCACUGACUCCGCUUUGGUCCUCCUUCUUCGGACAUUAGAGUCUACAGCGCUCAACCAUGCACCGAACGCUUUUAGCUCGGAGAUCUCUUUGACCGGGUUUUCUCUGCGAGAUCGGAUAUUCGGCACGCGAAUACCAACCCACGAUGAGGCUGGGGUCGUGUUUAAUUGGCAGGGAGAAGAAGUUCGUGUCAAGGAGAAGGUCCGGGUGGAGAGCCAGGAUCCUAGUCUGAUGUCUGUCAUGGCCAAGUUAACGGCCCUUGAGCAUGAGGUCAUGCGGUGCGUGGCUGCGCUACGUGUGCUCAUGGGCAAUGAAGAUACGGAGAGCGAGGCAUAG
Molecule: messenger RNA, 939 nt
Organism: Penicillium paradoxum
Lineage: Eukaryota; Fungi; Ascomycota; Eurotiomycetes; Eurotiales; Aspergillaceae
Exons: 4
Coding region: 1-939 (312 amino acids)
Cellular component (GO): RAVE complex
Source: RefSeq, a predicted model, not a curated record